CGGAGGGUUACGCGCUCCCGAGGCAAAUCCAACCGCCAGCAGCGUCCGGCCCGUAGCGAGCCGGCCGUCCGCGGAACUGCAGAAAACCCUCCCAAAACCCCAGCGAAUUGACCCCGCCGCCGCCGCCACCCCAAACCACUCGCGCGCUCCGCCGCCGCCGCCGCCGCCAUGGGCUCCUCCGUCAGCCACGCCGCGGCCCCUCCUCCCCCGCCUACCGCCUACGCGGCGGCCCCUCCCCCCUUCGCGGCCGCCGACGCCGCGCCACCGCUGAGGCCCCAUGAGGAGGAGGAGGAGGAGAAGGUGGACUACCUGAACCUCCCGUGCCCCGUCCCCUACGAGGAGAUCCAGCGCGAGGCCUUCAUGGCGCUAAAGCCAGAGCUUUUCGAGGGCGGGCGCUUCGAUUUCACCAAGAUGCUCAACCCAUACUUCGCAUUAAGCCACAGUGUGUUAAUGGGAUCCAUUGAGAUCCCGGCACAGGGGAGUGAUGUGAUCAAGAUCCCCACCUCCAACUACGAGUUUGGCGCCAACUUUCUUGAUCCCAAGAUGAUGCUCAUCGGGAGGCUCUCACAUGAUGGAAGGCUGAACGCACGUGUCAAAUGCGAUCUUACAGAUAAUCUUUCUCUGAAGAUAAAUGCUCAGUUGACAAAUGAGCCCCAUUACUCCCAAGGCAUGUUUAAUUUUGAUUAUAAGGGCAAAGAUUUUAGAUCUCAGUUUCAAAUCGGGAAUAAUGCCUUCUAUGGAGGGAACUAUGUCCAGAGUGUCACAAAGAACCUCUCCUUUGGAACUGAAGCUUUUUGGCUUGGGCAGCAAAGAAAAUCAGGAGUUGGUUUUGUUGCUCGCUAUGACACAAAGAAAAUGGUUGCAACUGGACAAAUUGCCACCACUGGAAUGGUUUCACUUAGUUAUGUUCAGAAGAUAUCUGAAAAGGUUUCCCUUGCAUCAGAUUUCAUGUACAAUCAGAUGACAAAGGAUGUAACAGCAAGUUUUGGUUAUGAUUAUAUGCUGAGACAGUGUCGAUUGAGGGGAAAGCUGGAUAGCAAUGGCAUAGUUUCUGCUCUUUUGGAGGAGCGAUUGACUCCAGGUGUUACUUUUCUUCUUUCUGCAGAGCUUGAUCACUGGAAGAAAGACUACAAAUUUGGCUUCGGUAUGACUGUUGGAGAGUAAGACAACUUGAGCAGUUCUUCGAGACACAUGUACAAUCAUAGUGGUUGGCAUUUGUGAGCAAGGAUUAAGACGAUCUUUUAGCUUUGUUGCAUUUAUUUGUCUUCGGUUCUUUAUUUAGCUGCUAUGGGGCCUUGGGCCGCGUAGAGGCGCCUCUUGAUUGUAUUGGGCACAUUACUUGACUUGCGUAGAUUAAUGUAGUCAUUCACAUAUGUUACACUAGAAGAGGGAAACCUGAAUAUCUCUCUUUUUUUUUGCGAGGAGAAACCUGAAUAAAGAACCUUGAUUAAUGUA
This is a messenger RNA of Phragmites australis (common reed), 1455 nucleotides long. RefSeq names its product mitochondrial import receptor subunit TOM40-1-like. Gene Ontology annotation, molecular function: transmembrane protein transporter activity. The transcript is spliced from 11 exons. NCBI's taxonomy places the organism in Eukaryota, Viridiplantae, Streptophyta, Magnoliopsida, Poales, Poaceae. Gene Ontology annotation, cellular component: mitochondrial outer membrane; mitochondrial outer membrane translocase complex. The record is from RefSeq and is a predicted model, not a curated record. The coding region runs from base 169 to 1164 and encodes 331 amino acids. Gene Ontology annotation, biological process: protein import into mitochondrial matrix.